Molecule: messenger RNA, 2927 nt
Organism: Morus notabilis
Lineage: Eukaryota; Viridiplantae; Streptophyta; Magnoliopsida; Rosales; Moraceae
Product: probable boron transporter 7
Exons: 13
Coding region: 242-2233 (663 amino acids)
Biological process (GO): transmembrane transport; monoatomic ion homeostasis; monoatomic anion transport
Cellular component (GO): plasma membrane
Molecular function (GO): solute:inorganic anion antiporter activity
Source: RefSeq, a predicted model, not a curated record
AAAAAUAAGCCUAAUAGAGAGAGAAAUUGUGUAAGGUGAGCUUUUUUAUUUUUUAUUUUUGGCUCGCCCAAGACCUCUCGCCGGAGAACGACGUCUCCAGAGCCGCCGCUUCCCCUGCCCACCGGAACUGACGAUUCCGGCGACGGGGACAUCCCACGUUGUGGCUCUUCAUGAUUUUUCAGGCUCAAGCUCUUCUUCAUUGUUGAGCUAUAAUAUACACCUCUAGUGUAAGGCAUCAGCAAUGGGAAAGAUGAAAAGACCAUUCAAAGGGAUAAUCAAGGACUUCAAAGGAAGAGCUGCUUGUUAUAAGGAAGAUUGGACUUGUGCACUCUGUUCAGGCGUUGGGAUAUUAGCUCCAACUGCCUAUAUUUUCUUUGCUUCUGCACUUCCUGUUAUUGCCUUUGGAGAGCAACUGAAUAGAGACACAGAUGGAAGCUUGAGCACAGUGGAAACUUUAGCAUCCACUGCGAUUUGCGGAAUCAUUCACUCGAUAUUUGGAGGACAACCAUUGUUGAUUCUGGGAGUUGCUGAGCCCACCGUCAUAAUGUAUACUUACUUGUACAACUUCAGCAAAGGAAGGCCUGAGCUUGGAAGCAGGCUCUAUUUGGCUUGGGCUGGUUGGGUAUGUGUCUGGACAGCACUACUGCUGUUUCUUCUUGCGAUCUUCAAUGCGUGUGCCAUUAUCAGCCGAUUCACAAGGAUCGCAGGGGAACUUUUCGGAAUGUUGAUUGCUGUUCUUUUUCUGCAACAGGCGAUUAAGGGAGUGAUCAGUGAAUUCGGUGUUCCCGAAGCUGAAGAUCCAAAACUGGAAAAGUACCAAUUCCAGUGGCUUUUCGUUAACGGGUUGCUUGCAGUCAUUUUCGCCUUUGGUCUUCUUUUCACCGCCCUCAAGAGCAGAAGAGCGAGAUCAUGGCGAUAUGGCACGGGAUGGUUGCGAGGCUUCAUUACAGACUAUGGGGUGCCUCUUAUGGUUGUGGUGUGGACAGCAUUAUCUUACAGUGUGCCCAGGAAAGUUCCAGAAGGAGUCCCUAGAAGGCUCUUUUGUCCCCUUCCUUGGGAAUCUGCAUCAUUGUACCAUUGGACAGUAAUCAAGGAUAUGGGGAAGGUCCCGGGGUUAUAUAUUUUUGCGGCCUUCAUUCCAGCUGUGACGAUAGCAGGGCUAUACUUUUUUGACCACAGUGUAGCUUCACAGAUGGCACAACAGAAGGAGUUUAAUCUGCAAAAACCAUCUGCUUUCCAUUAUGAUAUCUUAUUGCUUGGUAUAAUGACGUUGAUAUGUGGAUUGCUUGGUCUUCCACCUUCAAAUGGGGUUCUCCCGCAGUCGCCCAUGCACACCAAGAGUUUGGCUGUUCUCAGAAGGCGGUUGAUCCGAAAGAAAAUGGUAAAGAGUGCCAAGGAAUGCAUUAAGCAGCAAGCAAGCAACACAGAAAUAUAUGGAAAAAUGCAAGCUGUUUUCAUAGAAAUGGAUGCAUCUCCAACUCCUAAAGAGUUAGAGAACCUGAAGGAGGCAGUAAUGCAAGUUGAUGAUGGGGGACCUGCAAACGGAAAAUUUGAUCCCGAGAAACACAUUGAUGCCUACUUACCUGUCCGGGUUAAUGAGCAAAGAAUGAGCAAUCUGCUGCAGUCUCUUCUUGUGGGCUUAUCAAUGUGCACCGUCUCUGUGAUCAAAAUGAUACCAACCUCAGUUCUUUGGGGAUAUUUUGCUUACAUGGCUAUUGACAGUCUCCCAGGAAUUCAGUUCUGGGAAAGGAUUUUGCUGCUCCUCAUCACCCCACGUCGGCGCUACAAAGUGUUGGAAGGGUCUCAUGCUUCAUACGUCGAGUCGGUGCCAUUCAAGUACAUCACGCUGUUUACGAUCUUCCAACUAGUAUACUUGUUGAUCUGUUUCGGUGUGACGUGGAUUCCUAUAGCUGGAAUAUUGUUCCCAUUGCCAUUCUUCCUUCUUAUAGCCAUAAGAGAGCGCCUGCUUCCCAAGCUCUUCCCGCCUAAUCAUCUUCAAGAACUUGAUGCUUCUGAAUACGAGGAGAUCUCUGGUGCUCCGCACCGUAUCCUAAGUAUCUCAGUAACGGAAAGAGAACCACCCGAUUCCGGAAGCGAAGACAGCACAGAAGAUUUCUAUGAUGCAGAAAUACUAGAUGAAAUCACAACAAAUAGAGGCGAGUUCAAGCUAAGAACCGUAAGCUUCAACGAAGAGAGGUUCUUGCAGGUUUAUCCAGAAGAUGUCGGAAAAUAACGAGACAAAGCUGAUUAGGAUGUAGAUUGAGCUCGUUACAAAAAAUUGAGGACGGUGAUUGUGCAUGCAUCCAAUCGUCAAUAGAUAGCAGCACGAGGUCGAAAAGUGUCGUUUUCCUUUGUAUCGAAACAAAGAAAUGAGAUAAGGAAGACAAUACAUUCAGAAAAAAGGAAGCCACAGAAGACUGCAUUUUGCAGUAUGAUUCAGUUAUAGUUGGCAAAAAAGCCUUUAGAUUGUUAACACCAAAGUUUUAUAGUACACCAUUCUUUUUGCUAGCAAAUUAAAGGAGUUGAGGUGGGGCGCAGGGUAUGUAAAACAUUGGGGAUGGAUGAAUCAGGAACAUUUAGUACUUCAUUAUCAAUGCAAAUUUGAGGAAAGGGUAUAGAUCUUUUCAUUCUUUUUCUCCAAGCUUCAGGAUAAGUCCUAGAUUAUCUCUUCUUCUUCUUGCAGUGAAAACAGAUCUGCCAAUAAGAAAUUUUUGCAACAGUUUAAUUAUGCCUGCACAAGCUUGGAUUUAUAUAACCAAAAAAAAAAAAAAAGGAAAACGUAGAAAGCAUCAUUUCCUUGAUCAGCAUUAGUGUUUGAGUACAGCCAUUUAUUUGUUUCUUUUGUUGGUAAAUUGGUAUUUUAAUGGAACUCUCAACAUUAUUAGUGAGAAAAAGGAGAUGUCUGACAGACUCAGUAGACAGAUUUG